AUGCCUAACGGUAAACACCAUGAAUACACAGGAAACAAGCAGGACAUUACUUACACGGAGGUGAAGAGGACUAAGUCUUCACAGAAGCAAAGAAUACCUAAAGCAAAGCAGAGCCCUGUAAUGCUAAGUGAGGAGCAGUUAAACUAUGCAGAACUGACAUUCCAAAGAACACCUCAGCUCCUGCCCCCAAAACGGGUUGUCAGAGGAAGAAGACAAGGCCCCAAAACAACAGUGUGGAGAAUGGUAACAGGCAUCCUUGGAGCCUUGUGUGUGGUGCUGAUGACAACCAUUGGAAUCUUACUUCCAAAAUUAUUUUCUAGACAAGAAGAACAAAGCAGAAAAUGCUUGCUUCAUGAUCGCCUGUGUCCUAAGGAGGAUAACAGCACCUGUGAUCUUUGUUCACAAGACUGGAUUGCUUUUGGAAACAAUUUCUAUCAUGUUUUUCGUGUACUCAAAACCUGGGGAGAUAGUCAGUCUUUUUGUAAGGAACUGAAGUCUCAACUGGUGAAGAUAGACUCCAAAGCAGAGCUGGAAAACUUGCUAUUCUUUGACAUUCAUGGAUGGAUUCUUCUCAGAACAGAUGAAACUGAUGGGUCCUGGUUGUGGGAAAAUGGCACUGAAAUAGAGCAAAUUCUAAUUCAUGAUUCAGGGAAGAAGAAUCAUAGUUGUCCUUAUCUCAGUGGAAAUCGAUUUUAUCCUGGUGACUGCUCAUGUAAGAAAGCAUACACCUGUGAGUUUAAUAUAUCAUGA
Molecule: messenger RNA, 750 nt
Organism: Cricetulus griseus (Chinese hamster)
Lineage: Eukaryota; Metazoa; Chordata; Mammalia; Rodentia; Cricetidae
Source: RefSeq, a predicted model, not a curated record